AUGCCAGACCUCAAUUUCAAUCCGCAGAAUGACAUUCCUGACCUCACGGGCAAGACAAUCUUCAUAACUGGAGGAACAAAUGGCCUGGGUGCUCAGUCAGCAAUCCAUCUAUCUAAGCACAAUGCCGCCCACAUCUACAUCAGCGGCCGAAAUGUUCAAAGUGCCGAGAAAAUCAUAAAUCAGAUCCGCGCCAGCGGAUCAAAAACCGAACUCACAAUCAUCCAAUGUGAUCUCGCAUCCCUACAGUCCGUAAAAGAAGCUGCCGAAAAAUUCACCUCCCAAACAACUCGCCUCGAUAUCUUGAUGUGCAACGCCGGCAUCAUGGCGUCACCACCUGGCCUCACGGUAGAUGGAUAUGAAGUGCAAUUCGGGACAAAUCAUCUUGGCCACACACUUCUCAUCCGCAAGUUCCUCCCUCUGCUCGAAAACACUGCCAAAGGAGGUGGUGAUGCGCGCAUAAUCAUCCUCACGUCCCAGGGCCUUCUUCUCCAUCCGAGUGGAGGGGUCGGUUUCGAUGACUUGAAAACUGUCCAGAGUCAUCUAUUUCCAGGUCCUUGGCGCAGGUAUGGACAGAGUAAGCUUGCGAAUCUGCUUUAUGCGCGUGAACUGGCACGUAGGUAUCCGGGUAUACUGUCUGUGCCUGUUCAUCCAGGUGUCGUGGCGACGGAUUUGGUGGGGAAGCAAGGGUUUUUUGAUAGGGCUCUUAUUUAUGUCACUAACGCUGGGAAACUGCUAAAGCCGGAGGAGGGUGCUUAUAAUCAGUGUUGGGCGGCGACGGCUGCGCGUGGGGAUGUUAAGAGUGGAAAGUAUUAUGAGCCUGUUGGGAGGCAGAAUGAAGAUCGGUUGGAUAAAACUGCGAAGGACGAUCAGUUAGCAGGACAGUUAUGGGAUUGGACUGAGAAGGUACUGGAGAAGUUUUGA
Molecule: messenger RNA, 921 nt
Organism: Penicillium odoratum
Lineage: Eukaryota; Fungi; Ascomycota; Eurotiomycetes; Eurotiales; Aspergillaceae
Product: oxidoreductase, short-chain dehydrogenase/reductase family
Exons: 2
Coding region: 1-921 (306 amino acids)
Source: RefSeq, a predicted model, not a curated record